AUGUUCAACAGUCGGCACGCCAUGUUGUUCCGUGCUACUGCCAGGAUCGCUACUACGCAACCUCGAUUGACACCAGCAACAACGGCUCUUCCGUUCCGUAUGACACAUUCAGCUUCUUCACUUCGAUUACGGCCUGUUGAGUCUCCCGCUGUGGCCAAAGCCACUCGAUCGUUUCGCGAUGCUGUGCGUAAGAGGAAUCAAGCGGCUGUAUGGAAUACGUACAAUACCCUUUUGAAUGACAAGGUCAAGGUUCCCAAAGGAUACCAUGCACUGGCGCUUCAAUCUUUUCGACUCAAGGCUCUGGUAGCUUAUGGCCCCGAAGAGAUCGAGACUGUCAAGGAGCGACUUCUCUUUGUAUUGAAUGAGAUGGAAAAGGACAAUGUGCCAUUGGAUAUUCGAGACUACAACCAUUUAUUCGAGUUCUUUGGUCGCACAGGGGAUUGGGAAGCUUGUACUCGCUAUUGGAAUCAAAUGCAAGCUCGUUGCGCUGAGGAUGCUGCUCAUGGUCCAUCCCUAUCAGCACUCUUGCCCACCGCUUACACUUACAACCUCUACAUGCGUGCUGCCAUUGCAAGCGGUCGAUCGGAUCAAGUAUUUGGUAUUCUCAAGGAUAUGCGCCAUGCUGGUAUUCAACCCAAUGUGUUUACGGUGGAUACGUUGAUUGAAGCACACGGCCAAUUGGAUGAUCUCAAAGGUGUCGAGCGAGUCUUUCGUGAUGCUUUUGAAAAGAAAGCGGUGGUCAAGAAGAAGAACAAAAAGACCUUUUCAUUCUGGACACUCAAUACGACUGCACCUGAUACACUCACACACCAUGUACGCCAACAACUUAUGCCAAAACAACCUCGUAUGAAACCCACAGCACACACAUUCGUCGCUCUUAUCGAUGCUUAUGGUCGUCAACGUCAACUGGAUGAGAUCAAUCAGAUUUAUCGACAAAUGCUUCCCACCUACAAUGUGCAACCCACCCUCGCCGUAUACAACAGCAUGAUUCGCUGGUAUUGUCAAUAUUCACAGCUUGACAGAGCUCGUCGUUUGUUUUAUGAUAUGGAACGUGCUGGUAUCAAGCCCAAUCUGAUCACUUUCAACUACAUCUUCCGUCACGAAGCUUUACGAGAGCAGAAUCCUUGGCGAGCUGAAGCAUUGUUGGAUAUGAUGAGGAAAAUAUACGACCUGCAACCAGUGCAAUCCAUGUACCGUGCUCUCAUCAAGGUCUAUAAUCGAAAGAAUAGAGAAGAUGAUGCUGAUCGGUUGUUCCAGGUAUACAUGGCUGCAAAGGAAUCAUCUUCAUCACCUUUAUCAUCUCCAUCCUCCCCCUCCCCCUCCUCGACUACCAUCACCUCGCAUUCUUCUUCUUCUUCUUCAUCCCAGCAAUAG
Molecule: messenger RNA, 1374 nt
Organism: Lichtheimia ornata
Lineage: Eukaryota; Fungi; Mucoromycota; Mucoromycetes; Mucorales; Lichtheimiaceae
Exons: 1
Coding region: 1-1374 (457 amino acids)
Molecular function (GO): protein binding
Source: RefSeq, a predicted model, not a curated record